Lates calcarifer (barramundi perch) is the source of this 5777-nucleotide messenger RNA. It is a transcript of the gene ca5a, whose product is annotated as carbonic anhydrase Va. The coding region runs from base 1050 to 1901 and encodes 283 amino acids. The transcript has 7 exons. Gene Ontology annotation, cellular component: mitochondrion; cytoplasm. Lineage: Eukaryota; Metazoa; Chordata; Actinopteri; Centropomidae. The record is from RefSeq and is a predicted model, not a curated record. Gene Ontology annotation, molecular function: carbonate dehydratase activity; zinc ion binding.
AGAGAUUCAGCAUCGUCAACAUCUUGUUCAAGAGCACUUGUGCAGGACAUAUGUUUAUUGCAGGAAAUUUAAUCCGUGCUCAUGUUUGCUUUGCACGGGUCCUUCUCACAUUCAUAUUUACACAUGUUAAGGCCUCAUGACUGUUAUUGAAGACUCAUUUGAGAACUCGCUUAUUUCAUACACACGUCUUUUUCUGAUUCAAGACUUCUGGCUGUCAUGUGACACUUUCAGGGGAACUACAGGGUGAACCAAUCGCACCGACAUGCCACAAAUCUGGACAACCUCACAGUUGACAAUUACCAAGUGAAUGAGCACGAAUGGCUUUGCAAGCAGUUAUUGUGUGUCUGCAUAGUAACAAAGUCAGGCGGCUAACUCCCCCAGGAGGAGCGGUGAAAUCGGAUGAAGGUCAUCUUCCAGUCAGACCUGUUUAGUUUGCUCACAGUGGAAACCUUAAGCCCUGUGCUGGAUGAAUGGAGAGGAAAACAAUGAAAUGAGCUGCUUUUCUGCUCUUUGACAACAGUGCUCAAAAGGUUAUUUCUGUAGAUCUUGGUCAGGGCAGGGAGGGGAAUAGUUUUUUAACUGAGCUUCUUUUUUAUUUUCUAAGUAGAAGAUUUUGGAAGUUAAUUAGGAUGUGUGGUUUUGUGAUGGAUUUCAAGGAUACAGGAAAAUGAAAAGAAGGGAGGUAGGGAAAGUGAGCAGAGUUUUGGGUAAUUGGAAGUCAGGUCCAUUGACAGACAUUGGUCCAAGCUGGUGGUUUGACUGGUCAGAGGUCCUGGUCUGAUUCCCCUGCUGUGGAGUGGAGCUGGGGGCGUGCCAGGACAUUCCGCGUGUCACUUUCUGUACAGCCAGCCCACUUGGCUCUUAUUUUGUAAUUUCCUUUUAGGAAAAAAUGUAAAAGGGCUACGAGGAAGUACUGUUGCUCACUUGCUCCUUUUUUAGUUCCUUCAAACGGCUCAAGGAAGAAGAAGGAUUGUGUGUCUGUUUAGCACUGUCUGUGUAUAAUUUUUGAAUUAUUUUUUACAAGGCAACUUUAAUUGUUUUCUUUCAAAAUGGAUUGUCUAAAAAUGAAGGAAGCAGGAGAGUACAACAUGAAAAUGCAUCCCAUGUGGCAGGGACCUCUCGCGGUACCAGGAGGUGAUCGCCAGUCUCCCAUCGACAUUGUUGUACGGAAGAGCGUCUUCGAUUCAGAGCUGAAGCCUCUGGUCACUGAAUAUAACCCAGAGACCUGCCAACAAAUUUGGAAUAACGGUUACUCCUUCCUGGUGGAGUAUGAUGACACUACAGACAAGUCAACGCUGAAAGGGGGCCCCCUGCAAGACAAAUUCAGGCUCUGUCAGUUCCACUUCCACUGGGGUGAGAGCAACGCCUGGGGGUCAGAGCACACCGUGGACAGGAGACUCUUCCCUGCAGAGCUCCACUUGGUCCACUGGAACUCUGACAAGUACAGUCUGUUCGAGGAAGCAGUGAUGGAGGACAAUGGACUAGCUGUGAUUGGAGUCUUUCUUAAGGUGGGAAAGAGACACGAGGGGCUGCAGAAACUGGUAGACGCUCUGCCUGCAAUCAGACACAAGGACAGUGUAGUGGAGUUUACAAGGUUCGACCCUGCAUGUCUGCUGCCUGUUAACAUUGAUGACUACUGGACGUACCAUGGCUCACUGACAACACCUCCUCUGACUGAGUCUGUAACCUGGAUUGUUAUGAAGCAACACAUUGAAGUUAGCCAUGAUCAGCUGGCGGUCUUCCGGAGCCUUCUGUUCACCUCAGCUGAGGAGGAUGUACAGAAGAGUAUGGUGAACAACUUCCGGGUACAGCAGCCUCUGUGCGGUCGUACCAUCCGUUCGUCCUUCAGCCCCUUCCUGCAGGAGGCACCAUCAGCUGAAGGCGACAAGCACACCCACUGAUGCUACGAGUACAUUCAUCCACUCACACAGUAAAACACACAAUGACCACUGCUGCAUACACACUACUUUGUGAGCAAGUGUCUGUACUGUACCAGUUUUUUUUAAUUUUGUCACAACUUAAUGUUGCUAAUUAGCAUUUUGAACAGAAAACAUAUUUUAAAGCAUGACAAAGUUUCCUCAGAGGACCUUCAGUUAAACUUCAUGCUCUUUCAUGGAGUGAAUGGAUUUUUAAAUUACAAACAGUAAACAGUUCUACAGGGAAGGCCAGGGAGACUUCUGUUUCUGAGUUUGAGAUUAUUUCCUUUAGACUUUUCUGAUUUUGGUUUGACUGUCUCAGACCAAGGGCGGCACAGUGGUGCAGUGGUUAGCACUGUCGCCUCACAGGAAGGUUCUGGGUUCGUGCCUGGGGUUUUUCUGUGUGGAGUUUGCAUGUUCUCCCUGUGCCUGUGUGGGUUCUCUCUGGUUACUCCAGCUUCCUCCCACAGACAUGCAGGUUAACUGGUUGACUCUAAAUUGCCUGUAGGUGUGAAUGUGAGUGUGAAUGGUUGUUUGUGUGUAUGUGUUGGCCCUGCCAUGGACUGGCGAUCAGUACAGGGUGUACCCUGCCUCUCGCCCAGUGUCAGCUGCGAUAGGCUCCAGUCCCCCGCGACCUUAACGGAUAAGCGGAAUAGAUAAUGAAUGAAUGAAUGAAUGAAUGUCUUAGACCAAUAACCAAUAAGGGAUGGGUGCUGUGGGGAAAAUGUGUAGUUUUAUUGAUUUUUCUUAACACAAAUCGUAUUUAUAAUGCAUAUACAUUUUGUACCUGCAGCUCAGUAUAGAGAAUCACACUGAUUCCCUACACUUGUUUGGUACUACAGCAGAGUCUGCUUUGACUUUCUGGUGGUGAUGUUUUUAUCCAUAUAAGUAUGCUGGAGCUGCUGUCAGUUUACAGAAACGUUAGCAGGAGAUUUUAACAGACUGGCGCUGCCCACUGUCUCUAGGAUGCAGGCUUUUUUUUUAAAUUGCAGUAUACCCUUUUUUUAAAUCCUGUAUUGUUGGGUGUUGGGUUUAUCCUCAAUUUUGUCAUCAAUUCAUUAUCAAGAUGAAAAGAAUGUAUAUUUUCUUCAUCUAUUACUGUUACUGAUUUAAUUUAGUUUAAUUCAGUUUUAUUUAUAUAGCUCUGAAUCAAUUGAAGUUAUCUCAAGGCACUUUUCACAAUUUAUAUUAUUAUGUUUACAGAGAGAGAUCCAACAGUUCCCAACAGCGGGCAGAGAAUAGGGACAGUGGAACAUAACAUAAUGUAGAUUAUACUGUACACAGCACAUCUGACAUUCAGAGACCAUUGUUGAAUAUUUAAGUGGUGAUUUAAAACUCCACUGAGCCUCAGUUAUUCUGUCCAGAGCCUGUUCAUUAUUUUACUAAUCCAUACAAACAUGUCAGGUAUAUGUAGCAGAUGUACUUUAAUAUUAUAUAUGAAAUAUGAAAUAUAUGACAUUAGCAGUCCUCUUCCAUUACUUACAGUAGUCUCUAGCACCAUAACCACAGUGCCUUAAACGUCCUCUGUGUGACUCACUGCUGUAGCAACACCUGUCAGAGUUUGAGCCAAUCCACACCUGUUCCACUACACUUCAAGUAAAGUGGUUGCUGAUGGUUGGUCACAGUAAAAGUCAAGACAUUUACCUGAGGGAAGAUGGGUUGAUCCUCAUCUCAUUUCUGUUCUUUUGAAUGUAGUAAAUAGAAUCAGUCAAGUCUUUGACAAACUACUGUGCUUUUGCCAGUGAGUUCAGAAACUGUGAGGUUGACUGAUCGAAUCAGGGUUUGUGUUUGGGAGGGAACUGCUGUCUUCAAUAGUCUGUCUGGUUUUUCUGUUUUUCUUUUAUGUCUCAUGUUUGUUUAUAUUAGUGGCAGAGGACUAAGAAUAAUCGGACACAAUAGAACAAAUAAAAUGUAACUGUAAUGUGUAUUAAAUGUUUCAGGUUGAGAAUAAGGAUUAAGGAAUUGGAAAUAGAAUCACACAACUGGUCCAAGCUACUUCUGCUUUUUACAUUUUCAAUUAAUGUCAGAAUGAACACAGGUUACCACCAAGAAUACUGGAGAGACUUCCUAAGGGAUAAACAGGUGAAAUAAUGGGACCAACUGUCUACAACAGCCCUGUAUCACUUUGUCUGUCAGCAUGUUUAUGUUUAUACUACUAUUGUAGUUCCACUAUAUUCUAAUUUACUUCCACCAUCUGACCUACUUAAGGUGUACUUGAGUUACCUCAUCCACAGCUUUAAAAGCUUUAAACUACAGUAAACUACAUUACUAAAUCAAAUGUUCUUCAGUGUAUGAGUUUAACUUUAACUUCCAAACUUUAUUGUGACAAUCCUGGAGACACUGCAGAUGAAGAUUUUGUCAUGAUGCAACCUUGCAUCAUCUAAAGUAGUCUGGAAGUCUGCCUGCAUCUUACAUGCAGGAUAAUUAGAAAGAGAAAGGGGAAGGACAAGACAGAGAAGAGAGAAAGGUGAGCAGAUAGAAAGAUUGCAGAAGGCAAGGAGGAGAGGAGGACACACAUGAAAGCACCUGUUUAGUUUCUCAGAUAUGUCUGAACUUGCAUCUGAAACAUUGACACACAAACCAGAAAACCACAUUAAAUCAGUCCAUUUUUAACACUAUUUAAGUGUCCAUGGAUAUACAUUUGAGGUGAGGCAGGGGUGAGAGGUCACAGUUGUCUAUAUAAUCUCUCAGUAACAAUGUAACUGUCCAAACUGGCCCCUGAUGACUUUUGAAAUAGCCACCCCACCCUACCCCACCCCUCAAUGGAUGCUCACAUGAGGCAUACACACCCUGCUCCAUCUCCCCAGGAGGUCCUCUGUCGGCUUCCCAUUUGAGGCCUGGCAAGAAGCUGCAGUGAAUAGACUAACUGGAUAUGCAUUGAAAAGAUUUUGUGCUAUGUGAUGUGCACUGAGUGAUGUUAAUUCAUUGUGAGGAGUGUCAGACUUGUUAGAUAAAUGCUGAAGGGGCCACGGGGGGCAGGUUGAAGAUUUUUGAAAAGCAGGAAUGACUCCAGUGGAAACUGGGUAUGGAAUUUGAUUAUGUGUAUCAGUAACACUUCUCAAAUCUCAAAUCCUUUUCUUCACAGAUGCAAUACAGAAUCUGUCUGAAGUGUUAUGCUAACAUGGAGAUAAGGGACCCAGUACUGCAUUUACUGUAUUUUGUACAGCUUUAUUAAAUUGAUUGAUUCAGUGUAUUUGAAUCAUGCACCAUGAUCUGCCAUCGUGUUUCAUGGCAUUUUCCUUUCUGUUUUUAAUUUUCAAUGCAAUUAAUGUCAAUGUACUUCAAUGUAAAUGUUCAGUCUAUGGAAGAUGUUUGUCUAAAUGGCUGUUUCUGUCAAAGCUGGAGUCAGUGACAUGACAUCAGAAAUCACUUUAUGGUGACUUUGUUCAUAGAUUGUAAAAAAUGAAGAUGAAAUACAUCACAGUUACAUCUUAACAUUUUUAGAAUCUUUCUGUUUUCCGCCUUAUAUCACUGUCUGCCUUUUUAAACAUAAAAAUAUUACAGAAAGCUGCCAUGCUGUGUUUCCAUCAUGAUGUUUUAUAUUCCUACCUUAUGUAGCUCAGUGUGAUGUUUUAGCAGGUGUACGUUAUGUAUGCUGUUCACUGUAUGAAGUACAUAUUUUAGCUGUUUAUUUGUGCAGUCAGCAGCUAACAUUCCUGCCCUGCUGGGCUGUAGUAGGCCUCUCUCCCCUCCCAGCAUGCCUUGCUUCACCUGGAUGGCUUCUUAUGGACCCCUGUCCAGGUGUGCAACCAGGAAGUGUUUUUCUUGUAGAAACCCCUGUCACAUGGUAUAGAUUUAAAGAUGAUUUUAAAGAAACUGACAUCAAUAGAUGUAUAACAAUAAAGUAAUGUGGGAUAUAGA